Macaca mulatta (Rhesus monkey) is the source of this 19765-nucleotide messenger RNA. It is a transcript of the gene MUC5B, whose product is annotated as mucin 5B, oligomeric mucus/gel-forming. Gene Ontology annotation, cellular component: extracellular matrix. The record is from RefSeq and is a predicted model, not a curated record. Gene Ontology annotation, molecular function: protein binding. NCBI's taxonomy places the organism in Eukaryota, Metazoa, Chordata, Mammalia, Primates, Cercopithecidae.
CCCAGUUCCCUCCCUGCCCGUCCGUGCCCCCCACCUGUGCCAGUCCCCAGGAUGGGUGCCCUGAGCACGUGCCGGACGCUGGUGUUGGCUCUGGCGGCCGUGCUCCUGGUGCAGCAGGCAGAGACCCAGGGCCCUGCGGAGCCGAGCUGGGGCAGUGCAGGGCACACCACAGAUGGCGGUGCCCCGAUGGCCUCGCCCACCCGGCGUGUGAGCUUUGUUCCACCCGUCACUGUCUUCCCCAGCCUGAGCCCCCUGAACCCGGCACACAACGGGCGGGUGUGCAGCACCUGGGGCGACUUCCACUACAAGACCUUCGACGGUGACGUCUUCCGCUUCCCCGGCCUCUGCAACUACGUGUUCUCCGAGCACUGCGGCGCCGCCUAUGAGGACUUCAACGUCCAGCUACGCAGAGGCCUGGUGGGCUCCAGGCCUGUGGUCACCCGUGUUGUCAUCAAGGCCCAGGGGCUGGUGCUAGAGGCGUCCAAUGGCUCUGUCCUCGUCAACGGGCAGCGGGAGGAGCUGCCUUACAGCCGCACUGGGCUCCUGGUGGAGCAGAGUGGGGACUACGUCAAGGUCAGCAUCCGGCUGGUCCUGACCUUCCUGUGGAACGGAGAGGACAGUGCCCUGCUGGAGCUGGACCCCAAAUACGCCAACCAGACCUGUGGCCUGUGCGGGGACUUCAACGGCCUCCCAGCCUUCAACGAGUUCUAUGCCCACAAUGCCAGACUGACCCCGCUCCAGUUUGGGAACCUGCAGAAGUUGGAUGGGCCCACGGAGCAGUGCCCGGACCCGCUGCCCUUGCCAGCCAGCAACUGCACAGAUGAGGAAGGCAUUUGCCACCACACCCUGCUGGGGCCGGCCUUUGCGGAGUGCCAUGCACUGGUGGACACUGCCCCGUACCUGGCUGCCUGCGCCCAGGACCUGUGCCGCUGCCCCACCUGCCCGUGCGCCACCUUUGUGGAAUACUCACGCCAGUGCGCCCACGCGGGGGGCCAGCCGCAGAACUGGAGGCGCCCUGAGCUCUGCCCCCGGACCUGCCCCGUCAACAUGCAGCACCGGGAGUGUGGCUCACCUUGCGUGGACACCUGCUCCAACCCCCAGCGCGCACAGCUCUGCGAAGACCACUGCGUGGACGGCUGCUUCUGCCCCCCAGGCACGGUGCUGGAUGAUGUCACGCACUCUGGCUGCCUGCCCCUCGGGCAGUGCCCCUGCACCCACGGCGGCCGCACCUACAGCCCGGGCGCCUCCGUCAACACCACCUGCAGCUCCUGCACCUGCUCUGGGGGGCUGUGGCAGUGCCAGGACCUGCCGUGCCCUGGCACCUGCUCCGUGCAGGGCGGGGCCCACAUCACCACCUACGACGAGAAACUUUACGACCUGCAUGGCGACUGCAGCUACGUUCUGUCCAAGAAAUGUGCUGAUGGCAGCUUCACCGUGCUGGCCGAACUGCGGAAGUGUGGACUGACGGACAACGAGAACUGCCUGAAGGCCGUGACGCUCAGCCUGGACGGCGGGGACACGGCCAUCCGGGUCCAGGCAGACGGCAGCGUGUUCCUCAACUCCAUCUACACGCAGCUGCCCCUGUCGGCAGCCAACAUCACCCUGUUCACACCCUCGAGCUUCUUCAUCGUAGUGCACACAGGCCUCGGGCUGCAGCUGCUGGUGCAGCUGGUGCCGCUCAUGCAGGUGUUUGUCAGGCUGGACCCCGCCCACCAGGGCCAGAUGUGCGGCCUGUGUGGGAACUUCAACCAGAACCAGGCUGACGACUUCGCAGCCCUCAGUGGGGUGGUGGAGGCCACAGGCGCAGCCUUCGCCAACACCUGGAAGGCCCAGGCCACCUGCACCAGUGCCAGGAACAGCUUUGAGGACCCCUGCUCCCUCAGUGUGGAGAAUGAGAACUACGCCCGGCACUGGUGCUCACGCCUGACUGACCCCACCGGCUCCUUCUCGCGCUGCCACUCCGUCAUCAACCCCAAGCCCUUCCACUCGAACUGCCUGUUUGACACCUGCAACUGUGAGCGGAGCGAGGACUGCCUGUGCGCCGCGCUGUCCUCCUAUGUGCACGCCUGUGCCGCCAAGGGCGUGCAGCUCAGCGGCUGGAGGGACGGCGUCUGCACCAAGUACAUGCAGAACUGCCCCAAGUCCCAGAGCUAUGCCUACGUGGUGGACGCCUGCCAGCCGACUUGCCGAGGCCUGAGUGAGGCCGACGUCACCUGCAGCGUUUCCUUUGUGCCUGUGGACGGCUGCACCUGCCCCACGGGCACCUUCCUCAAUGACGCGGGCGCCUGUGUGCCCGCCCGGGAGUGCCCCUGCUACGUUCACGGCACCGUGCUGGCUCCUGGAGAGGUCGUGCACGACGAAGGCGCUGUGUGUUCGUGUGAGGGUGGGAAGCUGAGCUGCCUGGGAGCCUCUCUGCAGAAAAGCACAGGGUGUGUGGCCCCCAUGGUGUACCUGAACUGCAGCAACAGCUUGGCGGGCACCCCUGGGGCCGAGUGCCUCCGAAGCUGCCACACGCUGGACGUGGGCUGUUUCAGCACACACUGCGUGUCCGGCUGUGUCUGUCCCCCGGGGCUGGUGUCAGAUGGGAGUGGGGGCUGCAUCGCCGAGGAGGACUGCCCCUGCGUGCACAACGAGGCCACCUACAAGCCUGGAGACACCAUCAGGGUCGACUGCAACACCUGCACCUGCAGAAACCGGAGGUGGGAGUGCAGCCACCGGCUCUGCCUGGGCACCUGCGUGGCCUACGGGGAUGGCCACUUCAUCACCUUUGAUGGCGAGCGUUACAGCUUUGAAGGCAGUUGCGAGUACAUCCUGGCCCAGGACUACUGUGGGGACGACGCCACCCACGGGACCUUCCGCAUCGUCACCGAGAACAUCCCCUGUGGGACCACCGGCACCACCUGCUCCAAGGCCAUCAAGCUCUUCGUGGAGAGCUACGAGCUGAUCCUCCAGGAGGGUGCCUUUAAGGCAGUGGCGAGGGGGCCGGGCGGGGACCCGCCCUACAAGAUCCGCUACAUGGGGAUCUUCCUGGUCAUCGAGACCCGCGGGAUGGCCGUGUCCUGGGACCGGAAGACCAGUGUGUUCAUCCGACUGCACCAGGACUACAAGGGCAGGGUCUGCGGCCUGUGCGGGAACUUCGACGACCAUGCCAUCAAUGACUUUGCCACGCGUAGCCGGUCUGUGGUGGGGGACGCACUGGAGUUUGGGAACAGUUGGAAGCUCUCCCCGUCCUGCCCAGACGCCCUGGCGCCGAAGGACCCCUGCACGGCCAACCCCUUCCGCAAGUCCUGGGCCCAGAAGCAGUGCAGCAUCCUCCACGGUCCUACCUUCGCCGCCUGCCGCUCCCAGGUUGACUCCACCAAGUACUACGAGGCCUGCGUGAACGACGCGUGUGCCUGUGACUCGGGUGGUGACUGCGAGUGUUUCUGCACGGCUGUGGCUGCCUACGCCCAGGCUUGCCACGACGCGGGCCUGUGUGUGUCCUGGCGGACUCCGGACACCUGCCCUUUGUUCUGUGACUUCUACAACCCACACGGGGGCUGUGAGUGGCACUACCAGCCCUGCGGGGCACCCUGCCUAAAAACCUGCCGGAACCCCAGUGGGCACUGCCUGGUGGACCUGCCUGGCCUGGAAGGCUGCUACCCGACGUGCCCACCCAGCCAGCCCUUCUUCAAUGAGGACCAGAUGAAGUGCGUGGCCCAGUGUGGCUGCUACGACAGGGAUGGAAACUACUAUGACGUUGGCGCAAGAGUCCCCACAGCGGAGAACUGCCAGAGCUGUAACUGCACGCCCAGUGGCAUCCAGUGCGCUCACAGCCUUGAGGCCUGCACCUGCACCUAUGAGGACAGGACCUACGGCUACCAGGACGUCAUCUACAACACCACCGAUGGGCUUGGUGCCUGUUUGAUCGCCAUCUGUGGAAGCAACGGCACCAUCGUCAGGAAGGCUGUGGCAUGUCCUGGAACUCCGGCCACAACGCCAUUCACCUUCACCACUAGCUGGGUCCCCCACUCCACGACAAGCCCGGCCCUCCCAGUCUCCACUGUGUGUGUCCGCGAGGUCUGCCGCUGGUCCAGCUGGUACAACGGGCACCACCCAGAGCCUGGUCUGGGAGGCGGAGACUUCGAGACAUUUGAAAACCUGAGGCAGAGAGGGUACCAGGUGUGCCCUGUGCCAGCCGACAUCGAGUGCCGGGCAGGGCAGCUUCCCGACAUGCCACUGGGAGAGCUGGGCCAGCAGGUGGACUGUGACCGCGUGAGGGGGCUGAUGUGCGCCAACAGCCAGCAGAGCCCCCCGCUCUGUCACGACUAUGAGCUGCGGGUUCUCUGCUGUGAAUACGUGCCCUGUGGCCCCUCCCUGGCCCCAGGCACCAGCCCCCAGCCCUCCCUCAGUGCCAGCACGGAGCCUGCUGUGCCUACCCCUACCCAGACCACAGCAACCGAAAAGACCACCCUGUGGGUGAUCCCAAGCAUCCGGUCAACAGCAGCCCUCACCUCACAGACUGGGUCCAGCUCAGGCCCCACGACGGUCACCUCCCUGGCCCCAGGUACCACCACCUGCCAGCCCCGGUGUCAGUGGACAGAGUGGUUUGAUGAGGACUACCCCAAGUCUGAACAACUUGGAGGGGACGUUGAGUCCUACGAUAAGAUCAGGGCUGCAGGAGGGCACUUAUGUGAGCAGCCUAAGGACAUAGAGUGCCAGGCCGAGAGCUUCCCCAACUGGCCCCUGGCUCAGGUAGGGCAGAAGGUGCACUGUGACGUCCGCUUCGGCCUGGUGUGCAGGAACUGGGAGCAGGAGGGCAUAUUCAAGAUGUGCUACAACUACAGGAUCCGGGUCCUGUGCUGCAGCGCCGACCACUGCAGGGGACGAGCCACAACCCCACCACCGGCCACAUCGCUGGAGACGGCCACCACCACCACCCAGGUCCUGUUCUCAACGCUGCAGUCAACGAGUAGCCUGGGGGUGACCAGCACCACAGCAGUCCCCACCCUCUCAAAAGGACUGACAUCCCCCAGAUACACGGGCACCCUUGGUACAGCCACCACAGGAGGCCCCACGGUUCCUGCAGGCUCCACAGAACCCACUGUCCCAGGGGUGGCCACAUCCAACCUUCCAACACACUCAGUCCUGCCAGGGACCACGGGGAGUUCGGGCACAUGGCAUCCCUCACAGCCACCCACGCCAGCCCCAACGACAAUGGCAACCUCCAGAGCUCACCUGACAGGCACAGCCAGCUCCAGCUCCAAACAGCCGCUGACCACGAGCCUGGCGCCGACACUCUCGAGCGAACUGUUCACCUCUCAGGCCGAGACCAGCACCCCCAGGACAGAGACGACACUGAGCCGCUUGACUGAGACCACCACUAGCCAGAGCACUACCCGCUGUCAACCGAAGUGUGAGUGGACAGAGUGGUUUGACGUGGACUUCCCAACCUCAGGGGUCGCAGGCGGGGACAUGGAAACUUUUGAAAACAUCAGGGCUGCUGGGGGCAAGAUGUGCUGGGCACCAAAGAGCAUAGAGUGCCGGGCGGAGAACUACCCCGAGGUGAGCAUCGACCAGAUCGGGCAGGUGCUGACCUGUAGCCUGGAGACGGGGCUGAUCUGCAAGAAUGAGGACCAGACAGGCAGGUUCAACAUGUGCUUCAACUACAAUGUGCGUGUGCUCUGCUGUGACGACUACAGCCACUGCCCCCACACAGCCGCCCCCACGCCCACCUCCUCCACACAGGCACCCAGACUCACCUCCAUGGGGGCCACCAGCCCCACAGUGACUGCCUCCACAGCCAUUGCAACCUGGAGCACCAAGUCACCAGCAGUAACAGGAUCCUCAACUCUGGCCACCACUCAAACUGGCCCCAGCUUCUCCAAGACCACAGAGAGGGUGUCCCUCCCCAGUCCCUCUGCCCCUUUACCUUCCACCGCCAGCCUCCUCCCUACCAGGGAGCAGCAGACCUCCCAGGCUCCAUCCAUGCCCACCAGUCCAAUUGUGACCAGCACCCCCACAACGUCCCCCGUGGUGACCGCCCGUGUGCACACAACCCUGCGGACUUCCAGCUCUGGGCCCACCAUCAGGACGACCCUGCCCUCUGGCCCCCCGUCUCCCAGCACGGGCUGUGUGCCUCGCUGCACCUGGACAGACUGGUUUGAUGAGGACUACCCCAGCUCUGACCCUGAUGGCGGGGACUUUGAGACCUUUGGGGUCAUCCGCUCUGCUGGCCAUACCUUCUGCGAGCAUCCAUGGGACAUUGAGUGCCGCUCUGAGAAGGAGCCCAACCAACCCCUGGAGGCCCUGGGGCAGGUGGUGCAGUGUGAUGUGAGCAUUGGGCUGGUGUGUAGGAACCGUGACCAGUCUGGGCCCCUGUGGUACUGCCACAACUUUCAUGUGCGGCUGUUGUGCUGUGAUGACAGCCACUGUGCCAGCACUCCCACGAGCACCGGAUCCACGGCUACCACUCCCACAAGCACCGGAUCCACGGCUACCACUCCCACGAGCACUGGAUCCACGGCUACCACUCCCAUGAGCACCAGAUCCACGGCUACCACUCCCACGAGCACUGGAUCCACAGUUACCGUACCCAUGAGCACCGGUUCCAUGGCUACCACUCCCACGAGCACCGGAUCCACAGUUACCGUACCCAUGAGCACCGGAUCCACGGCUACCACUCCCACGAGCACCGGAUCCAUGGCUACCACUCCCACGAGCACCGGAUCCACGGCUACCACUCCCACGAGCACCGGAUCCACGGCUACCACUCCCACGAGCACCGGAUCCACAGUUACCACUCCCACGAGCACCGGAUCCACAGUUACCGUACCCAUGAGCACCGGUUCCACGGCUGCCACACCCAGGAGCACAGGCACCACAGCCAGGCGCUCCUCCACCCCAGGAACAGCUCACACUGUGAAAGUGCUGACCACCACAGCCAUCACAACCCAGGCCACCAGCUCCACAGCCACCCCCUCCUCCACCUCAAGCACUGCUCAGAGCCCCAAAGGGUUGACCACCACAGCCACCACAACUGUGGCUGCCAGCUCCACGGUGACUUCCCACCCCCCAGCAGGAACCACCGGUACCACCCUGGGUGGUACCACCUUGAUCUUCACAGAGCCAACCACUAAAGCCACCAUGACCACGCCCACCAGCUCCAUGGCCACCGCCUCCUCCAGCCAAGGAACAGCUCACACCCCAAAAGUGCUGAGCACCACAACCAUCACAACCAUGGCCACCACCUCCAAAGCCACCCCCUCCCACACCCCGGCAACUGCUGCCACCCCAAAUGUGCUGACCACCAUGACCACAACACCCACAGUCACCGGCUCCAAAGCCAUUCCCUCCUCCAGUCCAGGGACUGCACCCACCCUUCCAGCACUGACAAGCACAGCCACCACACCCACAGCUACAAGCUUUACAGCCAUCCCCUCUUCCUCUCUGGGGACCACCUGGACCCUCACAGCACAGACCACCACACCCACAGCCACCAUGUCCACAGGCAGACCCUCCUCCACUCCAGAGACUGCCCAUAUUUCCACAGUGCUUACCACCACGGCCACCACAACUGGGGCCACUGGCUCCAUGGCCACCCCCUCCUCCAGCCCAGGAACAGCUUACACUACCAAAGUGCUGACUACCACAACCAGGGGCUUCACAGCCACUCCCUCCUCUAGCCCAGGGACUGCACCCACACUUCCAGGGCGGAUCGGCACAAACACCACACCCACAACCAGCGGCUCCAUGGUGACCCCCUCCUCCAUCCCAGGGACCACCCACACCCCCACAGUGCUGACCAACACCACCACAACCGUGGCCACUGGCUCUAUGGUAACACCCUCCUCUAGCCCACAGACCACUGGUACACCCCCAGCACUGGCCACCACGGGCACGACAAUCACGGCCACAGGCUCCACCACCACCCCCUCCUCCGCUCCAGGGACAACUCCCAUCUCCCCAGUGCUGACCACCACGGCCACCACACCUGCAGCCACCAGCACCACAGUGGCUCCCUCCUCUGCCCUAGGGACCACCCAUACACCCCCAGUGCUGUCCACCAUGGCCACCACACAUGGGCGAUCCCAGCUCCCUGAGAGUCCCCGCAUGGUACCCACAGCCUGGACUUCCAUGGCCACCUCGGGCGCCACCCACAUCACAGAGCCAUCCACGGUGACUUCCCACACCCCAGUAGGAACCACCGGUACCACCCCACACUCGACUCCAGCCCUGUCCAGCCCUCACACUCACAGCAGAACCACUGAGUCACCCCUUUCUCCAGGGAAGACCACCCCGGGCCUCACCACGGCCACCUCCAGGACCACGGCCACGGCCACAACCAGCGAGACCCGUGCCUCGACCCUGCUGUCCAGCAGCCCCACAUCGGCCCCCACGACCCCGGUGGUGUCCACAGGCUGUGAGCCCCAGUGUGCCUGGUCAGACUGGCUGGACUACAGCUACCCCAUGUCGGGGCCCUCUGGCGGGGACUUGGAGACCUACUCCAACAUCCGCGCGGCUGGAGGGGCCGUCUGUGAGCAGCCCCUGGGCCUCGAGUGCCGCGCCCAGGCCCAGCCUGGUGUCCCCCUGCGGGAGUUGGGCCAGGUCGUGGAAUGCAGCCUGGACUUCGGCUUGGUCUGCAGGAACCGUCAGCAGGUGGGGAAGUUCAAGAUGUGCUUCAACUACGAAAUCCGUGUGUUCUGCUGCAACUACGGCCGCUGCCCCAGCACCCUGGCCACCAGCUCCAAGGCCACACCCUCCUCCACUCUGGAGACAACCGGGAUCCUCACAGAGCCAACCACUACAGCCAUCACAACAGUGGCCACGGGCUCCACAGCCAUGCCCUCCUCCACUCCAGGGACCACCGCGAUCCUCACAGAGCCAACCACUACAGCCAUCACAACAGUGGUCACGGGCUCCACUGCCAUCCCUUCCUCCACCUCAGGGACUACUCAAAUCACCAAAGUGUUUCCCACCACAACUGCAACGACUGAAGCCACUGGCUCCACGGCCAACCCCUCCUCCACCCCAGGGACCACCGGCUCCACAGCCACCUCCUCCUCCACUCCUGGGACCACCUGGAUCUUCACAGAGCCAACCACAACAUUGACCACGAAUGUGGCCACCAGCUCCACAGUCACCCCCUCCUCCACCCCAGCAACUGCUGCCACCUCAGAAUUGCUGACCACCAUGGCCACGAAACCCACAGCCACUGGCUCCAAAGCCACUGCCUCCACCAGUCCAGGGACUGCACCCACCCUUCCAGUUGUGCUGACAAGCACAGCCACCACACCCACAGCUACCAGCUUUACAGCCAUCCCAUCCUCCUCCCUGAGAACCACUUGGAACCUCACAGCACAGACCACCGCACCAACGGCCACCCUGUCCACAGCCCACGCCUCCUCCACUCCAAGGACCACCCACACCUCCACAGCGCUAACCACCACGGCCACCACAAUCCAGGCCACUGGCUCCACGGCCACCCUCCUCACCUCAGGAACAGCUCACACCUCUAAAGUGCUGACCACCAUGGCCAUCACCACAAGCUCCACAGCCACCCCCUCCUCCAGCCCAGGGACUGCAAGCACCCUUACAGCACUUAUCACCACAACCACCACACCCACAACCAGCAGCUACACAGUGACCCCCUCCUCCAUCCCAGGGACCACCCACACCCCGACAGUGCUGACCAACACCACCAUAACUGUGGCCACUGGCUCUAUGGCAACACCCUCCUCUAGCCCACAGACCACUGGUACACCCCCAGCACUGGCCACCACGGGCACGACAAUCACGGCCACAGGCUCCACCACCACCCCCGCCUCCACUCCAGGGACAACUCCCAUCUCCCCAGCGCUGACCACCACGGCCACCACACCUGCAGCCACCAGCACCACAGUGGCUCCCUCCUCUGCCCUAGGGACCACCCAUACACCCCCAGUGCUGUCCACCACGGCCACCACACAUGGGCGAUCCCAGCUCCCCGAGAGUCCCCGCACGGUACCCACAGCCCGGACUUCUGUGGCCACCUCGGGCACCACCCACAUCACAGAGCCAUCCACGGUGACUUCCCACACCCCAGUAGGAACCACCGGUACCACCCCACACUCGACUUCAGCCCUGUCCAGUCCUCACACUCACAGCAGAACCACUGAGUCACCCCUUUCUCCAGGGAAGACCACCCCGGGCCUCACCACGGCCACCUCCAGGACCACGGCCACAACCAGCAAGACCCACACCUCGACCCUGCUGCCCAGCAGCCCCACAUCGGCCCCCACAACCCCAGUGGUGUCCACGGGCUGUGAGCCCCAGUGUGCCUGGUCAGACUGGCUGGACUACAGCUACCCCAUGUCGGGGCCCUCUGGCGGGGACUUGGAGACCUACUCCAACAUCCGCGCGGCUGGAGGGGCCGUCUGUGAGCAGCCCCUGGGCCUCGAGUGCCGCGCCCAGGCCCAGCCUGGUGUCCCCCUGCGGGAGUUGGGCCAGGUCGUGGAAUGCAGCCUGGACUUCGGCUUGGUCUGCAGGAACCGUCAGCAGGUGGGGAAGUUCAAGAUGUGCUUCAACUACGAAAUCCGUGUGUUCUGCUGCAACUACGGCCACUGCCCCAGCACCCCGGCCACCAGCUCCAAGGCCACACCCUCCUCCACUCUGGGGUCAACCUGGAUUCUCACAGAGCCAACCACUACAGCCAUCACAACAGUGGCCACGGGCUCCACGACCAUCCCCUCCUCCACUCCAGGGACCACCGCGAUCCUCACAGAGCCAACCACUACAGCCAUCACAACAGUGGUCACGGGCUCCACAGCCAUUCCCUCCUCCACUACAGGGACUACUCGAAUCACUGAAGUUUUUCCCACCACAACCGCAAUGACUGCAGCCACUGGCUCCACGGCCAACCCCUCCUCCACCCCAGGAACCACCUGGAUCUUCACAGAGCCAACCACCACUGCCACCAUAACUGUGGCCACUGGCUCCAAGGCCACGCCCUCUUCCACUCCAGCAUCAACCUGGAUUCUCACAGAGCCGACCACUACAGCCGUCACAACAGUGGCCACGGGCUCCACGGCCAUGCCUUCCUCCACUCAGGGGACGACCGGGAGCCUCACAGAACCAACCAACACUGCCACCAUAACUGUGACCACCAGCUCCACAGCCAUGCCCUCCUCCACUCCAGGGAUGACCUCGAUCCUCACAGAGCCGACCACUACAGCCAUUACAACAGUGGCCACGAGGUCCACGGCCACGCCCUCCUCCACUCCGGAGACGGCCAGGAUCGUCACAGAGCCAACCACCACUGCCACCAUAACUGUGGCCACCAGCUCCACAGCCACGCCCUCCUCCACUCCAGGGACGACCUUGAUCCUCACAGAGCCGACCACUACAGCCAUCACAACAGUGGCCCCGGGCUCCACAGCCACGCCCACCUCCACUCUGGGGACGACCGGGAUCCUCACAGAGCCAACCACUACAACCAUCACAACAGUGGCCACAAGGUCCACGGCCACGCAUUCCUCCACUCCGGGGACAACCGGGAUCCUCACAGAGCCGACCACUACAGCCAUCACAACAGUGGCCCCGGGCUCCACAGCCACGCCCUCCUCCACUCCAGGGACCACUGGGAUCCUCACAGAGCCAACCACCACUGCCACCAUAACUGUGGCCACUGGCUCCACGGCCAUCCCCUCCUCCACUCCAGGGAUGACCUCGAUCCUCACAGAGCCAACCACUACAACCAUCACAACAGUGGCCACAGGCUCCACGGCCACGCCCACCUCCACUCCGGGGACGACCGGGAUCCUCACAGAGCCAACCACUACAACCAUCACAACAGUGGCCACGAGGUCCACGGCCACGCCUUCCUCCACUCCGGGGACAACCGGGAUCCUCACAGAGCCGAUCACUACAGCCAUCACAACAGUGGCCACGGGCUCCACGGCCAUCCCCUCCUCCACUCCAGGGAUGACCUCGAUCCUCACAGAGCCAACCACUACAGCCAUCACAACAGUGGCCCCUGGCUCCACAGCCACGCCCUCCUCCACUCCGGGGACGACUGGGAUCCUCACAGAGCCAACCACCACUGCCACCAUAACUGUGGCCACUGGCUCCACGGCCAUCCCCUCCUCCACUCCAGGGAUGACCUCGAUCCUCACAGAGCCAACCACUACAGCCAUCACAACAGUGGCCACGGGCUCCAUGGCCACGCCCACCUCCACUCCGGGGACGACCGGGAUCCUCACAGAGCCGACCACCACUGCCACCAUAACUGUGGCCACUGGCUCCACGGCCAUCCCCUCCUCCACUCCAGGGAUGACCUCGAUCCUCACAGAGCCAACCACUACAACCAUCACAACAGUGGCCACGAGGUCCACGGCCACGCCUUCUACUCCGGGGACAACCGGGAUCCUCACAGAGCCGACCACUACAGCCAUCACAACAGUGGCCACGGGCUCCACGGCCAUCCCCUCCUCCACUCCAGGGAUGACCUCGAUCCUCACAGAGCCAACCACUACAGCCAUCACAACAGUGACCACGGGCUCCACGGCCACGCCCUCCUCCACUCCGGGGACGACUGGGAUCCUCACAGAGCCAACCACUACAACCGUCACGACAGUGGCCACGAAGUCCACGGCCGUGCCCUCCUCCACUCCAGGGAAGACCUCAGUCCUCACAGAGCUGACCACUACAGCCAUCACAACCACGGGCUCCACGGCCACACCUUCCACUCCGGGGACGACUGGGAUCCUCACAGAGCCGACCACUACAACCAUCACAACAGUGGCCACAGGCUCCACAGCCCUGCCCUCCUCCACUCCGGGGACGACUGGAUUCCUCACAGAGCCAACCACCACUGCCACCAUAACUGUGGCCACUGGCUCCACGGCCAUCCCCUCCUCCACUCCAGGGAUGACCUCAAUCCUCACAGCGCCGACCACUACAGCCAUCACAACAGUGACCACGGGCUCCACGGCCACGCCCUCCUCCACUCCAGGGAAGACCUCAAUCCUCACAGAGCUGACCACUACAGCCAUCACGACAGUGGCCACGGGCUCCACGGCCACGCCUUCCACUCCGGGGACAACCAGGAUCCUCACAGAGCCGACCACUACAGCCAUCACAACAGUGGCCCCGGGCUCCACAGCCAUGCCCUCCUCCACUCCGGGGACUACUGGGAUCCUCACAGAGCCAACCACUACAACCAUCACAACAGUGGCCACGAGGUCCAUGGCCAUGCCUUCCUCCACUCCGGGGACGACCGGGAUCCUCACAGAGCCAACCACUACAACCAUCACAACAGUGGCCACAAGGUCCACGGCCACGCAUUCCUCCACUCUGGGGACAACCGGGAUCCUCACAGAGCCGACCACUACAGCGAUCACAACAGUGGCCACGGGCUCCACGGCCAUCCCCUCCUCCACUCCAGGGAUAACCUCGAUCCUCACAGAGCCAACCACUACAGCCAUCACAACAGUGGCCCCGGGCUCCACAGCCGCGCCCUCCUCCACUCCGGGGACGACUGGAAUCCUCACAGAGCCAACCACCACUGCCACCAUAACUGUGGCCACUGGCUCCACGGCCAUCCCCUCCUCCACUCCAGGGAUGACCUCGAUCCUCACAGAGCCAACCACUACAGCCAUCACAACAGUGGCCACGGGCUCCAAGGCCAAGCCCACCUCCACUCCGGGGACGACCGGGAUCCUCACAGAGCCGACCACCACUGCCACCAUAACUGUGGCCACUGGCUCCACGGCCAUCCCCUCCUCCACUCCAGGGAUGACCUCGAUCCUCACAGAGCCAACCACUACAGCCAUCACAACAGUGGCCCCGGGCUCCACAGCCACGCCCUCCUCCACUCCGGGGACGACUGGGAUCCUCACAGAGCCGACCACCACUGCCACCAUAACUGUGGCCACUGGCUCCACGGCCAUCCCCUCCUCCACUCCAGGGAUGACCUCGAUCCUCACAGAGCCAACCACUACAACCAUCACAACAGUGACCACGGGCUCCACGGCCACGCCCUCCUCCACUCCAGGGAAGACCUCAGUCCUCACAGAGCUGACCACUACAGCCAUCACGACAGUGGCCACGGGCUCCACAGCCACGCCUUCCACUCCGGGGACAACCAGGAUCCUCACAGAGCCGACCACUACAGCCAUCACAACAGUGGCCCCGGGCUCCACAGCCACGCCCUCCUCCACUCCGGGGACGACCGGGAUCCUCACAGAGCCAACCACUACAACCAUCACAACAGUGGCCACAAAGUCCACGGCCACGCCUUCCUCCACUCCGGGGACGACCGGGAUCCUCACAGAGCCAACCACUACAACCAUCACAACAGUGGCCACAAGGUCCACGGCCACGCAUUCCUCCACUCCGGGGACGACUGGGAUCCUCACAGAGCCGACCACCACUGCCACCAUAACUGUGGCCACUGGCUCCACAGCCAUCCCCUCCUCCACUCCAGGGAUGACCUCGAUCCUCACAGAGCCAACCACCACAGCCAUCACAACAGUGGCCACGGGCUCCACGGCCACGCCCACCUCCACUCCGGGGACGACUGGGAUCCUCACAGGGCCGACCACCACUGCCACCAUAACUGUGGCCACUGGCUCCACGGCCAUCCCCUCCUCCACUCCAGGGAUGACCUCGAUCCUCACAGAGCCAACCACUACAGCCAUCACAACAGUGGCCACGGGCUCCAUGGCCACGCCUUCUACUCCGGGGACGACUGGGAUCCUCACAGAGCCAACCACUACAGCCAUCACAACAGUGACCACGGGCUCCACGGCCACGCCCACCUCCACUCCAGGGACGACCGGGAUCCUCACAGAGCCAACCACUACAACCAUCACAACAGUGGUCACGAGGUCCACGGCCGUGCCUUCCUCCACUCCAGGGAUGACCUCAAUCCUCACAGAGCCAACCACUACAGCCAUCACAACAGUGGCCACGGGCUCCACGGCCACGCCCACCUCCACUCCAGGGACGACUGGGAUCCUCACAGGGCCGACCACCACUGCCACCAUAACUGUGGCCACUGGCUCCACGGCCAUCCCCUCCUCCACUCCAGGGAUGACCUCGAUCCUCACAGAGCCAACCACUACAGCCAUCACAACAGUGGCCACGGGCUCCACGGCCACGCCUUCUACUCCGGGGACGACUGGGAUCCUCACAGAGCCAACCACUACAGCCAUCACAACAGUGACCACGGGCUCCACGGCCACGCCCACCUCCACUCCAGGGACGACUGGGAUCCUCACAGAGCCAACCACUACAACCAUCACAACAGUGGCCACGAGGUCCACGGCCGUGCCUUCCUCCACUCCAGGGAUGACCUCAAUCCUCACAGAGCCAACCACUACAGCCAUCACAACAGUGGCCACGGGCUCCACGGCCACGCCCUCCUCCACUCAGGGGACGACCGGGAUCCUCACAGAGCCAACCACUACUACCGUCACAACAGUGGCCACGAAGUCCACGGCCGUGCCCUCCUCCACUCCAGGGAAGACCUCAGUCCUCACAAAACUGACCACUACAGCCAUCACAACCACGGGCUCCACAGCCACAGCUUCCACUCCGGGGACGACUGGAUUCCUCACAGAGCCAACCACCACUGCCACCAUCACUGUGGCCACUGGCUCCAUGGCCAUCCCCUCCUCCACUCCAGGGACGACCUCGAUCCUCACAGCGCCGACCACUACAGCCAUCACAACAGUGACCACGGGCUCCACGGCCACGCCCUCCUCCACUUCAGGGAAGACCUCAAUCCUCACAGAGCUGACCACUACAGCCAUUACGACAGUGGCCACGGGCUCCACGGCCAUGCCUUCCACUCCGGGGACAACCAGGAUCCUCACAGAGCCGACCACUACAGCCAUCACAACAGUGGCCACGGGCUCCACAGCCUCACCCUCCUUCACUCCAGGGACAACCGGGAUCCUCACAGAGCCGACCACUACAACCAUUACAACAGUGGCUAUGAGGUCCACGGCCACGCCCUCCUCCACUCUGGGGACGACCGGGAUCCUCACAGAGCCAACCACUACAGCCAUCACAACAGUGGCCACAGGCUCCACGGCCAUACCUUCCUCUACUCUGGGAACGACCAGGAUCCACACAGAACCAACCACCACUGCCACCAUAAGUGUGGCCACCAGCUCCACAGCCACGCCCUCCUCCACUCCGGCGUCAACUUGGUUCCUCACAGAGCCGACCACUACAGCCAUCACAACUAUGGCCUCGGGCUCCACAGCCACCCUGACCUCCACCCCGGGAACAACGUACUCUCCCAAAGUGUUGACCAUCACAGCCACCACACCCACAGCCACCAGCUCCAAAGCAACCCCCUCCUCCACUCUGGGGACGACCUGGAUCCUCACAGAGCCGACCACUCUAGCCACCCCGACUGAGGCCACUGGUUCCACAGCCACCAUACCCACAGCGCCCAGCUCCUCAGCAACCCCUUUCUCCAGCCCAGGGACUGCAGGCACCCUUCCAGUGCGGACCACUACAGCAACCACGACCAUGGCCACUAGGUCUACUGCCAUCCCCUCCUCCACUGUGGGAACAGCUGGCACCCCCAAAGUGCUGACCACCACGGCCACCAGGCCCACAGCCACUGGCUCCACGGUUCCCAGCUCGUCCACCCUGGGGACCACCCACACCCCUGCAGUGCUCCCCAGCAGCCUGCCAGCCUUCAGCAUGUCCACUGUGUCCUCCUCAGUCCUCACCACCCUCAGACCCACUCACUUCCCCAGCUCCCACUUCUCUACUCCCUGCUUCUGCAGGGCAUUUGGACAGUUCUUCUCACCUGGGGAAGUAAUCUACAAUAGGACAGACCGAGCCGGCUGCCAAUUCUAUGCCGUGUGCAACCAGCACUGUGACCUCGACCGCUUCCAGGGCACCUGCCCCACCUCCCCACCACCAGCGUCCUCCACCCUGCUGCCCUCGCCCUCCCCUGCCCCUGGCUGUGACAAUGCCAUCCCUCCCCGGCAGGUGAAUGAGACCUGGACCCUGGAGAACUGCACGGUGGCCAGGUGCGUGGGUGACAACCAUGUCGCCCUGCUGGACCCAAAGCCCGUGGCCAAUGUCACCUGCGUGAACAAGCACCUGCCCAUCAAAGUGUCCGACCCGAGCCAGCCCUGUGACUUCCACUAUGAGUGCGAGUGCAUCUGCAGUGUGUGGGGCAGUUCCCACUAUUCCACCUUUGACGGCACCUCUUACACCUUUGAGGGCAACUGCACCUAUGUCCUCAUGAGAGAGAUCCACGCACGCCUCGGGAAUCUCAGCCUCUACUUGGACAACCACUACUGCGCGGCCUCUGCCGCUGCCGCCAGCUGCUCCCGCGCCCUCAGGCUCCACUACAAGUCCAUGGAUAUCGUCCUCACCGUCACCACGGUGCAUGGGAAGGAGGAGGACUUGAUCCUGUUUGACCAAAUUCCGGUGAGCAGCGGUUUCAGCAAGAACGGCGUGCUUGUGUCUGUGACGGGGACCACCACCAUGCGCGUGGACAUCCCUGCCCUGGGUGUGAGCGUCACCUUCGAUGGCCACAUCUUCCAGGCCCGGCUGCCCUACAGCCUCUUCCACAACAACACCGAGGGCCAGUGCGGCACCUGCACCAACAACCAGAGGGACGAUUGUCUCCAGCGCGACGGAACCACUGCCACCAGCUGUAAGGACAUGGCUAAGACUUGGUUGGUCCCUGACAGCAGAAAGGACGGCUGCUGGGCCCCGACCGGCACGCCCCCCACGGCCAGUCCCCCGGCCCCGGUGUCUAGUGCACCCACCCCCAGCCCGUGCCCGCCGCAGCCACUCUGUGAUCUGAUGCUGAGCCAGGUCUUUGCCCAGUGCCACGACCUUGUGCCCCCGGGCCCAUUCUUCAAUGCCUGCAUCAGCGACGGCUGCCAGGGCCACCCCGAGGUGCCCUGCCAGAGCCUGGAGGCCUACGCAGCUCUUUGCCGUGCCCGGGGAGUGUGCAGUGACUGGCGAGGUGCAACCGGCGGCCUGUGCGAUCUCACCUGCCCACCCACCAAAGUGUACAAGCCGUGCGGCCCCAUACAGCCUGCCUCCUGCAACUCCAGGAACCAGAACCCACAACUGGAGGGGCUGGCGGAGGGCUGCUUCUGCCCCGGGGACCAGAUCCUCUUCAGCGCACACACGGGCACCUGCGUGCAGGACUGCCCCUGCGUGGGACCUGAUGGGCUUCCCAAGUCUCCUGGGCAGCAGUGGAUCAGCAACUGCCAGUCCUGCGUGUGUGAUGAGGGUUCAAUGUCGGUGCAAUGCAAGCCCCUGCCCUGUGAGGCCCAGGGUCCCUCCUCACCAUGCAGCCACCCCGGUUUCGUGACCGUGACCAGGCCCCGGGCCAACAACCCCUGUUGCCCCGAGACGGUGUGCGUAUGCAACACAAGCACCUGCCACCAGAGCCCACCCGUGUGCCCGCUAGGGCAGGAGUUGAUCAGCACCCAGAAGGAGGGCGACUGCUGUCCCACCUUCCGCUGCGGACCUCAGCUGUGUUCCUACAAGGGCAUCUUCUAUGGGGUUGGUGCAAUCUUCCCAGGGGCCCUUCCCUGCCACACGUGUACCUGCCUCUCUGGGGACACCCAGGACCCAACGGUGCAAUGUUGGGAGGAUGCCUGCCACAAUACUACCUGCCCCCAGGGCUUUGAGUACAAGAGAGCGGCCGGGCAGUGCUGUGGGGAGUGCGUGCAGACUGCCUGCCUCACGCCCGAUGGUCCGCCAGUCCAGCUGAACGAAACCUGGGUCAAUAGCCGUGUGGACAACUGCACCGUGUACCACUGUGAGGUCGAGAGCGGAGUCUAUUUGCUGACCCCACAGCCUGCAUCCUGCCCAGAAGUGUCCAGCUGCAGGGGGAGCCUCAGGAAAACCGGCUGCUGCUACUCCUGUGAGGAGGACUCCUGUCAGGUCCGCGUCAACACAACCGUCCUGUGGCACCAGGGCUGCAAGACUGAGGUCAACAUCACCUUCUGUGAGGGCUCCUGCCCCGGAGAGUCCAGGUACUCGGCAGAGGCCCAGGCCAUGCAGCACCAGUGCACCUGCUGCCAGGAGAGACGGGUCCACGAGGAGACGGUGCCCUUGCGCUGUCCCGACGGCUCGACUGUCCUGCACACCUACAACCAUGUGGAUGAGUGUGGCUGCACGCCAUUCUGUGUCCCUGCGCCCAUGGCUCCCAUAUACCCCCCCGGCUUCCUGGCCCAGGAGGCCACUGCCGUCUGAGGAUGUUCUGCCUCCAUCCCCAUGCUCUGUCCACCUGGAGCCAGGACGUGCAUUGCCUGAUCAUGAAAACCUUGGGCCUGCUCUGCGGAGCCCCCUGGCCUCUGUGUGUGGCACCCCGUGCCUCUGUGCUCCUGCUGCCCACCCUGUGGGUAAAACCGGACCCUGGAAGGGUGAGGGGCCAGCAGGACCCCUUUCAGGAGGGCACCACUCAGGAGUCAUGUCCUGGGAGAGCCUGUGGCCCACCUUGGCCUUGCCCCUCCUUGAUGUCACUGGGACGCCCUGGAACAAGCUAAGCGUGUGCGGGCCUGUGUGUCCCUGCCAUGGCCAGAGUCCCCAGGCAGCAUGGAUUCUGGCUGGCCACAUCCGGCCACUGGGGCACAGACAGGCUGGUCCAGGCAAGGCCGGCUGCUGCCAGGAAGCUGCGCUAGACCUGCCUGCUGCAGGGUACCUCGGGGCUGAGGUCACAAUGGCCAGGUCAGAGAGAGGUCGGCAUCCCAAAGCCCCCUCUGCUCAACCCAGCCCAGUUUUGCAAAUAAACGCUGAGCAUCGAGUA